AUGCAGGCGACUCAUACUUCACUAUCUUUCAUGUCCAUGUUCGUUCAUGUGCCCAAUAUUCACGAGGUUAUCAUGCGAGAGACUGAAGCCGUGGAAGUCGUGCAAUACCCCGAAAAGGGAAAUUGGUUUUCCUGUAGCUCUCUUACCCUCCAAGAAAAUUAUUUGAUUAGCGGAACAAGAACUUCGAGUUAUGGAGCAGGCUUCAGCACAGUAUCGCACGAAUUUGAAUUGCUCCAGCAAAGGCUACAGCAAACGCUUCACCACCGCCAAACUCAAGAAGUCGAAAAUAUGAAGUCGGAAUUGGAAUCAGCAGAGCAAAAAGCCCUCGAAUGCACCGGCAUAAUUAAAGAAGGUAAAUCGUGCAUCAAGGAGUUGGAGAAUCAGUUACAGAAUGCCAGUAAGAUUCGGAAAACUCAGUUAAAAGCAGCCCAAGCUGAAUUGGAUCGUUGCAAGAUGGCGGCAGCUGCUUCACAGUCUAAAUGGAAAGAACAUGCAAAUGAUGCUGACUCGCUUAAACUAGAGUUGGAGGAACUUCGAAAAUCUAUUGAAGCUACUGACAUUCAAUUAAAAGAGAAUGAGAUAACACUAGCCAAUUUACAUGAAGAUAUGAAAGUGUUGAAUGAAGCUCUGGCAGUUGAACAAGCUAAUGUACAAGAAGUCAGAAAACAAAUUGACGAAUUUAAGGUUAGUGAAGGUGAACUGCACUUGAAGAAAUUGGAACAUCGACUUUCCAAAGCAAAAGAUGACGCAAAAGAUUCCAAAAAGCGUUUUGACGCCAAGCUCGAAAAACAUGUUUGGAUAAACGAAGAUCGACACCAUUUUGGAGUAGCCGGGUCUAAUUAUGAUUUUAACGUCAUUAAUGGAGCAGAAUUGGGACAGCGCGUUCAUAAAUUGGAGGAAUCCAUGAAAAAGCUUGGCCGCCAUGUCAACAUUCGUUCCAUGACUAUGUUAACACAAGCAGAGGCGCAGUAUAAUGACUUGAUGCGGAAGAAGAGGAUUGUAGAAGAAGAUAAGGCGAAAAUUGAAAACGCAAUCCUGAAGCUGGACGAAAAGAAGAAAGAAACUCUUCAAGUGGCUUGGGAACAAGUGACCAAAGAUUUCGGUUCUAUUUUCUCUACCCUGUUACCCGGAACCAAAGCAAAGCUGCAACCACCGGACGGUCAAACCGUGCUAGACGAUCUCGAAGUUAAAGUUGCUUUUGGCGGAGUAUGGAAAGAGAGUUUAUCAGAAUUGAGUGGCGGUCAGAGAUCCUUAGUGGCUUUGUCGUUGAUUUUGGCUAUGCUAUUAUUCAAACCAGCGCCUAUCUAUAUUCUUGAUGAAGUAGACGCAGCCUUGGAUUUGUCUCACACUCAGAAUAUUGGGGUGAUGUUGAAGCAACAUUUUAAGCAGUCGCAAUUCAUCGUUGUAUCUCUGAAAGACGGUAUGUUUAACAAUGCUAAUAUUCUUUUUCGCACAAAAUUUGUUGAAGGUAUGUCUACGGUCAGUCGAUUGGCUCAGCAACAGUCAUCGACCUCUCAUGCCCGCCCAGCGGAGGAAGAGGAAACUCGGCCUAAAAAACGAAAGUAGACGAUUAUGUAUCAGAAAGCAUUUGUAAAUCGUACUUUAUCUUUUCUGAAGCGUGAACCUAUUAAGUGUAAUGCGUUCGGUAAAUAAUAAUUCUGUCAGUUACUAAAAAUGAA
This is a messenger RNA of Daphnia pulicaria, 1679 nucleotides long. Its product is annotated as structural maintenance of chromosomes protein 2-like. NCBI's taxonomy places the organism in Eukaryota, Metazoa, Arthropoda, Branchiopoda, Diplostraca, Daphniidae. The transcript has 5 exons. The coding region runs from base 1 to 1566 and encodes 521 amino acids. The record is from RefSeq and is a predicted model, not a curated record.